Messenger RNA from Dendronephthya gigantea, 2205 nucleotides. RefSeq lists its product as uncharacterized. Lineage: Eukaryota; Metazoa; Cnidaria; Anthozoa; Malacalcyonacea; Nephtheidae. The coding region runs from base 144 to 1286 and encodes 380 amino acids. The transcript is spliced from 3 exons. The record is from RefSeq and is a predicted model, not a curated record.
GGAGAUUAUAUAUUUAUUGUUAUGUAAAUGAGAUUUUUUGCUUCAACAUUACGUGUUCUUGUGCGGAUCUAAGAAAAUUUUGGUAAUGUAAACGUCCAGAAGUAUACCCUACGAAUGUUAUAAUUUAUCAAACGAAAGGCAAAAUGUUUAUGUGGAAACUUGGUUUGGUUACAGUGGCGUUUGUUUUGGGCCUCGCGAGUGUUGAAUGCGAAAAUUCACGUUCGUAUGUCGACAAAUGCCCAAAGUUUCAGAUAAGAAGAUCGACGAUUAUUAAAACGCAACAGUCCGUACGUAAUGGAGCCGAGUUUUUGGGUAAGAAGAUCAUGUCUUCGGCCCGUGGCUGUCACGAAUUGUGUUGCAAGAAAGAUGGCUGUAAUUUGGUCAUGUUAAAAUACGACACGGAAAGUUUUGAAAAGAAAGUUAGCUGUUUCAUGUUCAACUGUCGAUCACCGUCCGUCUGUAACUUCUAUAAACACUCGUCCUACCAUAGCUACGCUGCUCUUGAAUUCGAAGACAGAAAAUCACAAUGGCAUUCGUCUGAACAUCAAAGCAAGGAUUCAGAAUUCAAAGAGCCCAAUACAUUCACAGAAAUAACCACAGAAGCCCCGGCACCAACUGCAACAAAAACAAGAAAACCAUACAAAAACCACAAUUGGGGAAAUACUUGGUUUAAGGCUUCCACCACCAGCAAACCGAAACACUUGUGGUUGGAUGAGCAAAAAAUCGACAGAUUAUCCACAACACAUCAAUCUGACAGGGAGGGUACUCAUGCCCCAAAUAGUAGUGUUCCUAAAAGUACAGAAGACUACAGCAAGUAUGGAUCCUAUGAUCACUCAAAAGACAUGGAUUCCAAUGAGAAAAAGACCAUGGAAAGUCGCAUUCAGACGACAGCAGCUGUGUCAGCAGAUGAGGACUUCCCUCGAAGAGUGUUUGUUGAUAACAAUCCAGAUUUUCCUGAUGAGCCUCAAAGGAAUCCCAAAACAAUAACAGCCUCUUCUGGAAAAAUGAUACCAGUAACCAGGCCGCGGACCACAAAAGGUUCCUUUUUGAGAACUACAAAAGGUACGGCGAGGUUACCUGCAACCAAGUCUCACGUCAGCAAUGUGGUCAUCAAGCGAUUGAAUAUACAGGAAAACAAAGCUGUUAUUCCAUUGGCUAUUGGUCUUGUGUUGGCAUUACUUUUGCUUUUGGGAAUUAUUUUCCGGUUGAAGACAUCAAGAAGACGGCGUACCAAAGCAUUCCUGACGGAUGAUGCAGAUUACCUAAUAAACGGAAUGUACUUGUAGAUGGAGAUCAAAUGCUAUGAUAUAUCCAUCACAUAUACAUUGUGAUACACAGGCUGAGCUCAUAGCUUGAAAGAAAUUUAAACAUCCUCGAGGCUUAGAAUUUGAGUAAUAAUGUAGCUUUCAUUGAAAAAUUGGCUUCUUUAACAAACAUGUUUGAAAGUUAAACCAAAAUAUCAGUUAACUCUUGAAGGACAAGCUCAAGCUUGUAUUUUUUUUUCUCUUUUGAAUGCUUUUUGGUGGAAUGCUUUUUUUUGCGAAUAUAACCCAGAAUUGUGAUUGUAUAAUUCCUUGUACAUAUAUGUCCAAUGUUUGUAAGGGUUGUUGUUUAUUUUUGAAUUUAAAUUUUGCUUAUUCUUUGUCAAGCAAUGCGUCAAAAAUAUUAAAAAAUGUAUAUGCAUGUAUAAAUUCUUUGAAAAACUAGAAAGUAUAUAUCAAGUGUGUUGGGGUUAUGUAUAGUAAUGUCUGUUAGUGUUUAAAGACCAGUUGUUCAAGCUUUGGUUAUUUUGUGUUGUGCCUUUCAAAACUUCCAAAAUAAGACUUCUGUUGAUCCAGAAUAUAUUUAUGGUGAAACAUAUUCAACCUUAUAAAUGAUUAAAAAAAUUGAUGUAAUAUUUUGAGUUAAGAUUGAGUUUGGUUAAGUUACUUUUGAACAACUGGCCCCUGUGGUUUACAUGUAUUUGUUCGCACUACCUUUUAAUGGCACAGUGUUGAACCAUUGUGGGCAAUUUAAAACUGUUCCAUUGCAAAUGCAUGCUCAUCAAAAUGUUGUGUGGUCUCAGAUUAGUUUAUUAAGAAUAAAUAUUUGUAUAAUGCAGUGUUCUGUAAUUUUGUAACAUGCUUAUUUUAAACUGUUACAUUGUAAAUUAACUAUUCUUAAUUAGAAUAAUUAAUUAGUUCAAUUAAAAUGUCAUUAAAUUUG